Messenger RNA from Penicillium nucicola, 309 nucleotides. RefSeq lists its product as uncharacterized. NCBI's taxonomy places the organism in Eukaryota, Fungi, Ascomycota, Eurotiomycetes, Eurotiales, Aspergillaceae. The transcript has 2 exons. Bases 1 to 309 code for a protein of 102 amino acids. The record is from RefSeq and is a predicted model, not a curated record.
AUGCUGUCCCAAAUCACCAUUGCCCUAAGCCUCGUCCUGGCCGGAGCGUCUGCUCAACAAGCAGCCAACUGCGCGUACCAGUCACUGAAGUGUGGCUCUGUGCUUCUUGCUGCUCCAUUCUCCUACACCGAGGCCCAGCUCACUGCUGCCGUCAACGACACCGCUUCCAUCCCCGUAUUGAGCAGUACCCAGAUCUCCCAGACUCUCUUCCACUGCACCGACAUCCUGGGUACCGUCACUGGAAAUGCUUAUUGCUUCGCUGGCUGUGAUACGAAGCCUGGUGUCCGCAAUGAUCAAUGUAUCCUCUAA